CUCGCUUCAAGUAACACGGGUGUCGUUCAGGUUAGAUGUGCCGUGUGCUCUUAUCAGUUACGCGAGUGACAACCAGUGUCAUCCGAGUCAGAAGUUAGGUUGUUCCCAAAAUGAUGGAGCCAAAUGAACUCAAGGUUGAAGCCCUCUUGGACAUCAUCAACUCCUCCGCACGCAAAGCAAUGGCGGAAUACAAGAACACUCAACAUGGAGUCCCUGGUGUCGAUGCAGGCACCUUCCACCCCCUCGAUCUUGCGAUAGAUACACUUGCCCUCAGAAAGGCAAUCAGGCUGCUCGAAGGUGCAUGCGAGCAACUGAACACAAUACUGGCUCCCCCCCAACACACGGUAUAUAAUUUUGUAAAUAAUUACAAUUGGGCAUGCAUAGACGUCGCUGUGCAAUCACGUAUUGCAGACGUCUUGGACAAACACCCGGAAGGUCUUAGUGUGGAUGUAUUGGCUGACGCAGUCAACCUCGAUAAGACCAAGAUCGCACGCGUGUUGCGCGUUUUGGCCCUCAGGGGUUGCUUCAAAGAAGUUAAGCGAGACGUAUUCACAAACACACGAAUCUCCCUCGUGCUCAAGACAACAAAUAACGUCGGGUUUUUGAUAAAAACUCAGCGAGAGAUCCCAAAAUAUGCUGCGGUUCUCUAUGAGACUAUGGUCGACCAAGAGUUUGCAAGGUCGCACAAGGUUGAAAGAGCCCCACGAGCAUUCGCUCUCAGAAAGGAAGGCAAAAAUAACAGUUUCUGGGUUAUGGACGAUGAGGCACGCGAUAUAUUUCAAAAAGCCAUGAUGGGCUAUUCUGAGAUCCAGGGCUUGUCUGUGAUGCCGCAUCAUUACCCUUGGGACAACGUAUCCUCUGUGGUGGAUGUUGGAUCUGGAAUCGGAGCAAUGUCUAUUCCUCUGGCGAAAAUGUUUCCUCAUCUCAGAAUAACCAAUCAGGAUCUCCCAGAAACUAUAAAGCUGUCAAGAAAUACAUGGGAGACAAAUGCUCCUGAGGUACUGCUCGACGGGCGUGUAGAGUUCGUCCCAUUGAAUUUCUUGGAGGAGUCGCCCGUCGUCGGAAAGGAUGUUUACUACUUGAGGAGCAUCAUUCAUGACUGGCCGGACGAGGAGUCGAUGGUGAUUCUCCAUAAUGUUCGCAAAGCAAUGGGACCAAACAGCCGAGUAUUGAUUCAUGAGUGCGUGCUCUCGCGCGCAUUCGAAGGGCCUGACGUAGGGGCUAACGAGUCUAGUGAGGUAAGUUUAGAGUGUGGCUUGAUGGCUAAGGUUCAAUCAUACAUUCAGGAUCAUAAGGCGCCCGAACCUACAUUACUGAACUUCGGUAGUCACACAACAUACCAAAUAGACAUGGCCAUGUGGCUUGUUUUGAAUGGCAAGGAGCGAACCUUGAAGGAAUUCAAGGACAUUGGGCAAGUUCCUUCCAUGCCUGGAUACAUUGACGAUGUUUGAUUUGUUAUAAUUUGCAGGGCCAGCGCAGGUCUAGUGCUCACCCAAACCUAUGAUCUUGUAGG
Suillus fuscotomentosus is the source of this 1513-nucleotide messenger RNA. Its product is annotated as O-methyltransferase-domain-containing protein. Gene Ontology annotation, molecular function: O-methyltransferase activity. The transcript is spliced from 10 exons. NCBI's taxonomy places the organism in Eukaryota, Fungi, Basidiomycota, Agaricomycetes, Boletales, Suillaceae. The coding region runs from base 111 to 1451 and encodes 446 amino acids. The record is from RefSeq and is a predicted model, not a curated record.